Pelodiscus sinensis (Chinese soft-shelled turtle) is the source of this 4444-nucleotide messenger RNA. Lineage: Eukaryota; Metazoa; Chordata; Testudines; Trionychidae. The record is from RefSeq and is a predicted model, not a curated record.
CUUGCGGGCGGCGGCAGCCUCUGAGGCGCCUGCGCAGGCGCUCGCGCCGAGGGGGCAGCUGAGCUGCAGCUGCGGCGCGGGGCGGCCGCUCCCUGGCAGUGUGUGCUAAGAUGGCGGACUUCCUGCCGUCCCGCUCCGCGCUGUCGGGCUGCUUCCCCGGCUGCCUGCUGACCAGCAGCGAGGCCGAGCAGCAGCGCAAGUCCAAGGAGAUCGACAAGUGCCUGAACCGCGAGAAGACCUACGUGAAGCGCCUCGUCAAGAUCCUGCUGCUGGGCGCGGGCGAGAGCGGCAAGUCCACCUUCCUCAAGCAGAUGCGGAUCAUCCACGGCGCGUUCUGCAACUUUUCAAUUUUUUUUUUUCAAGGUAUAAGAGUCCUCGUAGAUGCUCGAGAGAAACUUCAUAUUCCUUGGGGUGAUCCUGCCAACCAAAAAAAUGGGGAUAUGAUGAUGGCAUUUGAUACUCGGUCAGCGAUGGUGGCACAAGGGAAGGUGGAGACUCGGGUUUUUUUACAGUACCUUCCAGCAAUAAAAUCACUGUGGGCAGAUAAUGGAAUCCAGCAUGCCUAUGAUAGACGCAGAGAAUUCCAACUGGGAGAGUCUGUAAAAUAUUUCCUGGACAACUUGGAUAAACUUGGAGAAUUGGAUUAUCUUCCAUCGCAGCAAGAUAUUCUGCUGGCACGAAAACCCACAAAAGGCAUUUACGAGUACACCUUUGAAAUAAAAAAUGUUCCCUUCAAAAUGGUUGAUGUAGGUGGCCAGAGGUCAGAAAGGAAACGUUGGUUUGAGUGCUUCGACAGUGUCACAUCAAUACUUUUCCUCGUCUCCUCAAGUGAAUUUGACCAGGUGCUGAUGGAGGAUCGGCUAACAAAUCGCCUUACAGAAUCUCUGAACAUUUUUGAAACAAUAGUCAACAACCGGGUUUUCAACAAUGUCUCCAUUAUUCUAUUUUUAAACAAGACAGACUUGCUUGAGGAAAAAGUACAAAAAGUGAGCAUCAAAAACUAUUUUCCAGAGUUCGAAGGGGAUCCCCACUGCUUAACAGACGUCCAGAAAUUCCUGGUGGAGUGUUUUCGUGCCAAACGCCGGGACCCACAGCAGAAGCCCCUAUACCACCACUUCACCACUGCUAUUAACACAGAAAACAUCCGGCUGGUUUUCCGUGACGUCAAGGAUACCAUUCUUCAUGACAACCUCAAGCAGCUUAUGCUACAGUGAUGUGCAAAAAGACAUUUUUAUUUGAAUACCUUUUGUGUGUUUAAAAUUUUGGUUUACAACAGAAGUAUAAAAAUCAGGUCCUGCCAGACUUCUUGAUGUGUGACUGAAAGCUGCUGCUGACCAUAUUAUUGCCAGUUUCUUCUGAAAUUAAGGCUUUAAUCUCACUGUAGCUUUGAGUUGACUCGAGUUUAUAGUUUUAUGGCAAACAAGUACAGAACCUGUAAAAUGACUAAACUUGACCUCCAUUGCUUGUAUGUUGCGCGCAAAAAAAGUCUCUAGAAAACACACUCCACCCACAAAAUGCCAAAUCUUCUUCAUACAUUCUUCAGAAUUGCAUUUGAUGUUUAAUUUUAAACUAUCACCUCGUAAAAACAAUAAUUAAGACUGUGGUGAUAUAGCUGACUGAUUUUUUUUCUCAGGUCCUUCAUUGUUUAGAUAUUCCAUAAUUUCUUGUUGGAGUCAUUUAGAAGUUAGCACAUUUGGCAAUAAUGCCUCCCCUACCUUAAAUAUAAAGCUUUUCAUGGUUUGAGAGUAGGGUAUGCUGUAGGUAAGAAACACAAAAGCUGGGAACUGUCAGCAUUAAUCCCUUCUCCCAGAAAUGUUUAAAUACUAAUACUGUCAGGAACUAGUAAACAGCACAGUUCAUGCUAAACUUCAUUUUCUAUUGCAUAUUUUAAGUACUCUGCUUCUUAGAGCUACACUAAAGCACAGAGCAUUUUGCAGGAAGGGGAGCCAAAUGUUAAAAUGUGUAUUCUCACUUUGUCACUGUGCAAAAUAGCUUACAUCCAGGUACCUUGCUGCAGAAUUAUGCUGAUUUAGAGUGCUUUAAUAUUUUCACCAUCACUUUUACAGUGAGCCUAGUCCUAUAUCAACAAGCAUUCACUGAUGCACGGAUAUAUUUACUAACAUAAGUGCCUCCUGUCUUCUAUCCUUCUGCAGUUUUUUCCAGUGGCCUUACCUGAAGACAAAUUACCCGGAGAGUGGCCUUGUGCAGAUAUGGGUAAAUAGGCCAAAUACCGUUAGGCCUGCCCUCUAUACAGAAAGCUGCGCAUAACGUCUCCCAGUAAAUGCUAAAGUAUGAAAACUUCAGAGACCAUCAGAAUUGAGUCUAGCAAUCAAUAAAAAUAAGAACUAUAAGAAUGGUCAUAUGUGUCAGACCAAUUCUCCAUUGAACCCAGUAUCCUGUCUUUUGACAGUGGCUAGUACCAGAUACUUCAGAGGGAAUGAACAGAAUGGGGCCACUGGUUGACUCAUCCCCUGUUGUCCAGGCCCAGCUUCUGGCAGUCAGAAGUUUAGGAGCAUCCCUGACUGUCUUGGCUAAUAGCUUUUGACGGAUUUAUAUUCCAGGAACUUACACAAUUCCUUGUUGAACCCAAUUAUGCUGUUGGCCUUCAACACCCACUGGCAACAGGUUUUGCAGGCUGGCUGUGGGUUGUGUGAAGAAGCAUAUCCUUAUGUUUAACACCUGCUGCCUUUAAUUCCAUUUAGUGACACUUGGUUCUUAUGUGACGUAAAUAACACUUCCCUGUUCACUGAUUUUUUUUAAUAGAUCUUCCUGCUUCUCCUUUCCCCUCCCCUGUCAUCCUUCUGAAGCUGAACAAUCUGAGACUUGUUAGUUUUGCUUACAUGGAAGCUCUUUCACUCCUCAGUCAUUUUUGUGCCUUUCUUUGUACUUUUUCCAAUUCUAAUAUUCUUGGAGAUGGGGCAAUCAGACAUUGUCAUGGUGUUCAAGAUGUGGGCAUACCAUGGAUUUGUGUAGUGGCACUGAUAUAUUGUCUUAUUUUUCUGUCCCUUUCUUGAUGUUUUCUAACAUCCUGUACCUCUUUUGAUUGCUGCAUGCAAGCUGUUGUUUUCAGAGAACUGUCCAUGAUCUGUCAUGAGUAGUAACAGUUAAUUAGACCCCCAUCGUUGUGUCUGUUUUCUAGUGUUUGCUUCACAUGUGCUGUUUUGUUGCAGUCACCCAAUUUUAUAAAAUUCCUUUAUAACUCUUUGCAGUUAGCUUUGAACUUAACUCUUUAAUUUUGUAUCUGCAGACUUUGCUACUUCAUGUUUACUCCUUUUUCCAAAUUACUUAUGAAUAUGUUGAAUAGCAUAGGCCUUAUUAGUACAGGUCCUUGAAUGAACUCCAUUUACCUCUCUCUACUGUGAAAACUGGCCAUUUAUUCCUACCCUUUGUUUCCUGGCUCAUGAGAUGAGCUUCCGUCUGCAGAGUAUGACUACUUAAUUUGCUUAAGAGCCUUUGGUGAGGGACCUUAUCCAAGACUUUCUGACAGUCCAAGCACACUGUCUACUCAAUCACUCUUGUUCAUGUUUGAUCUCAAAUGAUUUUAAUAGAUUUGUAAAGAGAAAUCAUGCUUCACCAAAGUAGUGUUGACCCUUCCCCAACGAAUGUUCUUCCAUGUAUCUGAUAACUGUAGUUUACUGUUACUUAAGUUAGGCUUACAGGCCUAUAAUUGCCAGGAAGGCCUACGGAGCCGUUUUUAAAAAUCAGCCUUACAUUAGCGAUUUGUCAGUCAUGAUAACCAACUGCUUAAAUCAGCCUAUAUACUACAGUUAGUGGUUCUGAUACUUCAUAUUUGAGUUUUCAGAACCCUUGGGAGAAUAUAAUCUGCUCCUGGUUACUUACUACUGUUAUCUUAUUAAUUUGUUCCGAAACCGCCUCCAGUGACACCUCAAUCUCGGCCAAUUGCUCAAAUUUUUCACCUAAAAAGAAUGCUUCUCUGCAACGGCUUUGUCUUCCUUGAAAGUGCCUUUAACCCCUUGACUUUUACACAGUCCCCACUGAUUGUGUGGCAUUCCUCUUGCUUCUGAUAUACUUAAAGUUGCUAUUAAUAAGUCCAGGUCACUGCUUUCUCCUGCCAGUGUUCUGCUUUGCUACUUGCCCCCGUAGAACUGGCUAAUUCUUGUGGCGGAGAACAGUUUUUAACAUGGGUGGUGGUAAGAUGUGCUGCAUGUGUGUUAAGCAGUCUGCCAUUGAAGUUCUAAUUGCUUAAAGUCUGCAUUGAAGAUGGGCUCGUUUUGGGAGGGGUCAGGCAGCUUGGGCUCUGUUUUCAACUCUGCCUCUGACUUCCUGUGACUAGGUCAUUUAAACUUCUCUGGACCUCAGUCUCAGUAAAAUGGGACUAGUGCAUACCCAUCACUGUGAAGUGCUUAGAAAUCUCUGGAUGCCGUGUGAUAGAAACCUGUCGGUUUAACCAAAAAUUCACUUUCUUUAAAUUAAAAAAAAAAAA